Molecule: messenger RNA, 4185 nt
Organism: Limanda limanda (common dab)
Lineage: Eukaryota; Metazoa; Chordata; Actinopteri; Pleuronectiformes; Pleuronectidae
Gene: cln3
Product: CLN3 lysosomal/endosomal transmembrane protein, battenin
Exons: 14
Coding region: 134-1471 (445 amino acids)
Biological process (GO): lysosome organization; regulation of intracellular pH
Cellular component (GO): membrane; lysosome
Source: RefSeq, a predicted model, not a curated record
CCCAGCAGACACUCUGAUGUCUGUGUUUGCGGAAGCGUCCCCUCGAGUUGCCCGGUUAGCCUACAGAUAGCUGUGCCGCUGUGUGUUUCAUGCAGCUGUUAGCUGGGUUGUUAGCCUGGACUCGUUUGUUAUCAUGGAGCCGCCAGGCAGCGUGAACGCGGACCCUGCCCAGCGGCCGGACCGUGAUGGGGAGGGUCGCUGCGCUCAAUGGCGCAACUGGUCUGGGUUUUGGAUGCUUGGAUUGUGCAACAACUUUGCUUAUGUGAUAAUGCUGAGCGCUGCACACGACAUCCUCAAGAAACAAGAGUCUCACAACACCACAGCACCUACAGAACCGACAUUGCCCGUGGAUUUCCAAGGUGGGAACAGUAGCAACAGUAGCCGUUAUGACUGCAAUCCUGUCUCUACUGCGGCGGUGCUGUUGGCUGACAUCCUCCCAACACUCGUCAUCAAGCUUUCUGUCCCUUUUGUCGUCCACAACCUGCCUUAUGGUAUCCGGGUGUUGUUCUGUGCCACCAUGGCAGCGGCGAGUUUCCUCCUUGUGUCCUUAUCAUCAGCUGUCUGGAUCAGCAUUCUUGGAGUGAUCUUUGCCAGUAUCAGUGCUGGACUGGGAGAACUGUCCUUCCUCUCUCUCACUCACUUCUUCACCAGGGAUGUGCUGGGAGGUUGGGGUUCAGGUACAGGUGGUGCUGGUGUUGCUGGAGCCUUCCUCUACUCAAUCCUUACCCAGGUUGGCCUGUCACCUCAGGUCACAGUUCAAAUUAUGCUGGUGGUCCCAUUUGCGAUGUUGAUCAGCUACUUCACCCUGCUGGUUCCUCCAUCUUCAUUACCUCAGUGGAAAUCCAGAGGGACAGAGUAUGCAGCCGUGGGCUCAGAGGAGCACCGGGGGCUGAUAGAUGGUGCAGAGGAAGAGGAGGAGGACAGAUCAACCCCAGUAACAGAGGACGUGAGCACUGGGCCUCUCACCUUCACAGAGAAACUGCACAUCAUCAAAGGCUUGUGGAAGUUUGUGUUUCCGUUGGGACUGGUCUACUUUGCUGAGUACUUCAUCAACCAGGGCUUGAUGGAACUCCUGUAUUUCCCAAACUUUUACCUGUCCCAUGCAGAGCAGUAUCGCUGGUACCAGACCUUGUACCAGGUUGGUGUGCUGGUCUCUCGAUCCUCCCUGUGCUGUGUGAAGAUCAGAAAUCUUUGGGCUCUGUCUUUGCUACAGGUGGUGAAUGCGGUGUUGCUUCUGUUUGCCGUACGUUACCUAUUCUUGCCCAGUGCCUGGCUGGUGUUUGCCAUUGUCCUCUAUGAGGGUCUGCUGGGUGGAGCUGCGUAUGUCAACACCUUCUACUUCAUCAGCAAAGAGAGUGAAGGCAGACACAGGGAGUUUGCCAUGGCUGCUGCCAGCGUAGGAGACAGUCUGGGUAUAGCUCUGGCUGGAAUUGCUGCUUUCCCUGUCCACAGAUACUUCUGUUCCCUGUGACCCAGCCCACACACUGACAAACAGGAUGAAUAAGCAUGAUGUGGGUGGAUUCCAGUUAAGGGAUUUUUUUUUAAUCUGAAAUGAAAAGACAGACUUCACUCCUGCAUAAUUCUGACUCCACAAACUCAGGUUUAUGUGCAGUCUGGGCUCCAGGGUCUGGUGGUGAGGGGAGUUUUUAAGUUACAAGUUUGUUUGUUUUUUAUGAUUCAGAGGGAUAUGAUACAAUUAGAUAAUUAUUCUUGGUCUUAGUGUGUUUGAGGUUAUUUUAAAAAAACAGGUUAAUUGAUUGAUUUAAACCAAAAACUUAACUAACUACUGUUUCUAGAAACGGCAGUAAAGUUUACUACAGCAGAAGUCACUACUAAUUAAAUAAUCUGUCAGUGAGUAAAAUAAAUAAUAUUCCUGAGUGAAGUUUAGAGAUGAUGAAUAAAACCAACAUUAGUCAGCAUCCAUCAUCCCUCGGCUGCUGCUGUGAUUCACUGUCUGUAGGUAUCACUGGUAAAGAGAGAUGGUUUGUAUUGGACUGUAACUGAGUUUAUAAGAAUUUGCCUCAGUUCCAUUUGUGACAAACUUAAGAUAAACGGUACAGAUGAACAACACAUCUACUCUUCCUUGCACUAUCCUGAAAUUAAGCCAGAUAUCCUGCAUAUGAACGCUGCCAUAUUGCACAUCUGCACAGUUGCAAUCAGGGGAUGGAGCCACGGUAUCCAGUCUCAGCUCUCAAUCAUGAUGUUUCACCCUGUUUCUUUAGCGUCGAAUAAUUUAACUCAAACCAAACUUACCAGGGAAAUGAAGACUUAAACAAAAACGAGUGUAAUGAUAACUACCUAAAAUGAAAGAAACCAUCUUUGAGAAAAAUGUAUUUAAAGUGCACUUUGACUUUUUAGUUUGUCCCAUUCACUAACAAGGAGGAGGCAAGCUUUAUGACCUAAAAUGCAGCCAGAACCUAGGGGGCAAUCAAGACACUGUGGUCUUACUCUAAAGGGGGGCUGGCGUUUCGUCCAUCUUUAUGUACAGUCUACAUACAGACAACUAGAUUAGCUUGUGUGUGACAUUUUGCUAUUGGCCAUACAAGUGCAGCGUUGUUGUGGAAACCAACAACUGCAGACGAAGCAGAUGGAAAUGUCCUUUUUUAUGUCAGUUCUUUUUACCGAGUUGACAUAGAGCUGAGAGAGGAGUUGCCUUAACUUCACCGCAGCCUGACGCAAGGUUAGGUUAGGUCAUCGUUUGAGUAGCAGUUAUCAGAGCAUGUGACUCGUAAUUUGCUUACUUAGCUCAUUGUGUUGGAGUUUUGCCUGUUCGCACAGACCGCACAGACAGCCAGUGUCCUGCAGAGAAAGAGCCCGCUGCUUAUGCUGACAUGAAAGUGCUGAGAAUGUUGACGGCUUGUUUUGCACAAACUUCAGUGGCAAAUGACUGCCACUGAAAAAAUAAAUACAAUGCUUCACAUAAGAAAAGAAAUGCAGCCUGAACACCACACUUCUCAAAGAAACAAACCAUGACAUAAGCUGAAUACUUUUGGUACAUUUAUUACACAGAAAUGUAUUUGAAUCACAGGAAAUAUGAAGGUGUUUUAUUUAAAAAGAAUUAUGCCCGAUGUAAAGUUGUCUUGCAUCUUAGUUUUAGGGCGCUACCAUUCACUGACAGCAAAAAUGAAAUUUUAGGGGAACAAACACCGAGUUAGAGCAGAAGAACUGACCCGAGUGCAGCGAUGGUACUUAUUAUUAUGUUUUUUAUCAUAAAGUAUUCAAAUAAUACAUGUGGUAACCUCUCACUACCUAAGCUGUCAUUACCCAAAACUGUAAUUGUCAACAUGCUAGGUGACAAAACCUGUGUUUUGAUAAUUAGUCAUUUUAAAUGUCAUAUCUUAUACUGAUGGUGUGAGAUGUUUAAUCUUUAUGAUACAGUUUCAUUACAUGUCGACUUGGUGUCCUAAACUUUGGAAACCCAAUCCACAAGUUCAGCCAUGUAACAGGAUCAUUUUUGGCUUGUAACAGAAUUACUGAAAUUAAAAGCUUAAUAACUUAAAACUGCUUCAUUAAAAAUAAAAAUAAAACAGAAAUCCACUCGGAAGUUAAAAGCAGUACAUCUGCAUACACACAUGACCUUUGUAUUCAUAGAACAUGGCUGACUUAGGCUGUUGCAUAAGUAACUGACCUUUGUUUUACCUGUAAGUAACUGGUACUAUUUCACUGUCAAGACUAAAUUAACCAUAUAUGCCUUUUACUGUUUCUCCUAAAGUUUUAUCAACAUGUGUCUUAACAUGUGGCACUGUAACAAUCUGGAAUACAAUGUGCAGGGAUUUAAAAAUAUGUUUAUUUUAUACUGAAAUGAAGACACUGAACGUUUGAAUUAUCAAAAGAUACAAAACGGGGAACAGUUUUUAUGUCAACAUCACCAGGACACUUUUGUAGUGCACUUGUUUUUGCUCGAGUUCACCAAAAACACCAAAGAUCUCUCCUGCUUUCCCAAAGUAAUACGAGUUUAAAAUGUCACAAUGAUUUAAGAGCUUGCACAGAUGUGUUUCAUAUCCUAAUAUACAUAUUCCAUAAACACACAUGCACAUUCCUAAUGAACUCUUUAACUACCAACAUUUUUUGACACGAUACUGCUGCUGCUGCUGAAUUGUUAAAACUUGUUACAAUGUGAUGAUAUGUUACAACGAUGUACGGGUUUGAACCAAUGUUAACAUAAUUAAAGUAUGUUGAAGUUAA